AUGGAAUACGCACGGCUAGGGGAUUCGGGCCUUAAGGUCUCAAAGGUGAUACUGGGUACUAUGGGAUACGGUGCGCCAGAAUGGCAGGGCUGGGUACUUAAUGAAGAAGAAUCUCUUCCACUUAUUGAGCAUGCCUAUAAGAAAGGCAUCAGAACCUGGGAUACUGCCGAUAUGUACUCCCAUGGUAAAUCCGAAGAAAUCGUGGGAAAGGCUCUGAAGAAAUAUAACAUCCCCCGGGAACUUCCCCCUCCACUCUCGACCGGGAGACAGAACGCCGGUGACUUCUUGAACCGCGUCGGUCUUUCUCGCAGACACAUCUUAGAGGCCGUCGAUGCCAGUGUUGAGCGACUGGGAACAUAUAUUGAUGUGCUUCAAAUCCACCGGCUUGAUCGUGAGACACCACGGGAGGAGAUUAUGAGGGCGCUGAAUGACGUAGUUGAAAGCGGCAAGGUUCGAUACAUCGGCGCUAGUUCGAUGGCCGCUUGGGAAUUCCAAACACUACAAAAUAUUGCUAAUCGCAAUGGGUGGCACAAGUUUAUCUCUAUGCAGAACUACCACAAUCUAAUUGACCGUGAGGAGGAACGUGAAAUGAUCCCUUACUGCCUCGAUAGCGGCGUAUCUCUUAUCCCUUGGUCUCCUGUCGCACGUGGAGCCCUCGCCAGACCUUGGGCCUCUCGCUCUACCUUGCGCGAAAACACUGAUGUUGGGAUGAGUAUUAUCGUUCGUGGCCGCGAGGCCGAGUCCGACAAAGCUAUUAUUGACCGCGUGGAAGAAUUGGCUGCGAAGAAGGGAAUCAGCAUGGCACAAGUUGCAAUCGCAUGGUCAUUGAGUCACCAAAGCGAGUACCCUAUCGUCGGGUUGAACACCAAAGAUCGCAUUGAUGAGGCUGUUGCGAGUGUCCAGAUCAAGUUGACACCGGAAGAGAUUCAGUACCUUGAAGAACCUUAUGCGCCUAAGGCUAUUCAUCUAGGAGCACGAUAA
Molecule: messenger RNA, 981 nt
Organism: Penicillium cataractarum
Lineage: Eukaryota; Fungi; Ascomycota; Eurotiomycetes; Eurotiales; Aspergillaceae
Product: aldo/keto reductase
Exons: 5
Coding region: 1-981 (326 amino acids)
Source: RefSeq, a predicted model, not a curated record